Trifolium pratense (red clover) is the source of this 1999-nucleotide messenger RNA. Its product is annotated as protein IQ-DOMAIN 5. The coding region runs from base 345 to 1670 and encodes 441 amino acids. NCBI's taxonomy places the organism in Eukaryota, Viridiplantae, Streptophyta, Magnoliopsida, Fabales, Fabaceae. The record is from RefSeq and is a predicted model, not a curated record. The transcript has 7 exons. Gene Ontology annotation, molecular function: protein binding.
UAAACAACCAACCGCACCAAAUCCAAUUUGAACAAAAGCAUCUUAAGUCAAUUACAGUAAUUAAUACAUUAAUUAUUAAACUAAACUACAAAAUUGAAUGAGCUCAAAAUCCCCUAAAAAUAGUGUGUGAGGGAGAAAGGUUGCAAACACAGUGUCAACUCAAAGCUUCCGAAUUUGGAUGAGAGGAACUCGGUCUUUGACUCAGCGAGUCAUUAUUCCACUGCUAAAAGUAAAAAGUUAGUAUCUUCUCUCUCUCUCUCUCUCUCUCUCUCUCUGUUGCAUCAGUUUCAGUGUUUCAGAAAAUUGCAAGGGUCAUUUUAGAUUGAGAUAAAGUGUACGAGGCUAUGGGUGUCUCAGGGAAAUGGAUUAGAGCAUUAGUUGGUCUAAAGAAAUCAGAAAAGACUGGGUCCUCAGAGAAGGAUGGGAAUAAGGAUAGCAAGUCACGCCAUCGGAGAAAGCAUUCCAUCGAAAUCGACAAUAGCAAACUUCAAAAAGAGCUUGAUGAUGUUGAAGCUACACCUAUUGGGGAUGCAGAUCAUGCAACUCCCCAAUCAAACCUUGAUACUCAUUAUUCUCCUUCUACUUCACAAGAAGCACAGUAUACUGGACAUAAUCAUCAAAUAUCAAGAGAAGAAUGGGCUGCAAUAUGCAUUCAAACAGCAUUUCGAGGAUUUCUGGCCAGAAGAGCACUACGAGCUUUGAAAGGAUUGGUAAGGCUUCAGGCCCUUGUAAGAGGCCAUGCAGUAAGAAAACAAGCUGCAAUAACUCUCCGUUGUAUGCAAGCUUUGGUGAGGGUUCAGGCUCGUGUUCGGGCAAGGCGUGUUCGCUUGACACUGGAAAGUCAAACAGAACAACAGAAACUUCAGCAGCAGCUUGUAAACGAAGCUCGUGUUCGAGAAAUUGAAGAAGGUUGGUGUGACAGUGUGGGAUCUGUUGAAGAAAUUCAAUCCAAAAUAUUAAAGAGACAGGAGGCUGCAGCAAAACGUGAGAGAGCCAUGGCAUAUGCUCUAGCGCAUCAGUGGCAGGCAGGAUCUAGGCAGCAGGCUGUUUCUUCAGGGUUUGAACCUGAUAGAAGUAGUUGGGGUUGGAAUUGGUUGGAAAGGUGGAUGGCUGUACGUCCUUGGGAGAAUCGUUUUCUUGACAUAAACACGAAAGACGGAGGAAAGGUAGACGAAGAUGAUGUUAUGGAUGGUAGAAAUGGAAUCAGACCUCAGUUCAGGUCUACUAACGCGAAAUCAAUACCUCCAAAUAUUCAUCCAAGUGUUGCUGGUCAUAAAACUGGUCCCUCUGUCUCUGAUGGCUGUGAUUCUUCUUCCACUAGCAAGUCAGCAGGUUUACUCGAGACAUCGAACACACAAUCUGUUAAACCAAAAUCUAAUACAAAUGUUCAAAAUUCCGUUGAAGAAACCAACUCAAAAUCUGGAUUUCCAAGAUCUCAAAGUAAUCCAAAGGAGAGAAAGUCGCAGGUAGAUAAACAGGCGAAAAAGCGAUUAUCACUUCCUAACAAUGGGGUUGGUUCUGGGGCUCAAACGGCCAAAUAUCCUACCAGAUCUAACAUGAAAGGGACACGUAGCACGCAAAAGCCUAUAAGGGAUAAGCCUAAGCCUAAGAUCAAUGAAGGCGGGGAUGUGAGUCUUGCUAAAUCUGUUCCACAGCCCACGGUUGUGUAAACACUACUCAAUUCUCUAUUGUGAUCCUGAGAUGACAUUUAUCUGUGCACGUGUAAUGUGUGAUGCGAAGUGUCGAGGGGCCGCAACCACAAUGUACAUGUUCCUCUCUUCUAUGAAGAUGCUGAUGUGGUUUGAUUGUUGAGAUUGGCUUGGGUUUUCAUGGUCGUAAGAUAUGUCCGGUGGAUACAUACAUCUGUUGUAAUUAUUCUUAUUUGUUGUUGUGAGCUAUGUGAUAAAUGCGGAAUAAUAUUUAUGUUCAAAUGUACAACUUUCAGAGUGCCAUUGCCUUUUGAAAUUCCCUUAUUAUUAUAUAUCAGAGUGUUUGUAGA